Messenger RNA from Drosophila miranda, 2327 nucleotides. RefSeq names its product sodium-dependent nutrient amino acid transporter 1. Lineage: Eukaryota; Metazoa; Arthropoda; Insecta; Diptera; Drosophilidae. The transcript is spliced from 6 exons. Gene Ontology annotation, molecular function: L-amino acid transmembrane transporter activity. Bases 141 to 2141 code for a protein of 666 amino acids. Gene Ontology annotation, biological process: sodium ion transmembrane transport. Gene Ontology annotation, cellular component: membrane. The record is from RefSeq and is a predicted model, not a curated record.
UCAUAGAUUUGCAUCUAUGGAGAUAGAUGAGAGAAUAUAUUAGCUUAUCUAUUUAAUUGUCAAAAUAACAGGUAAAAUCGGCACCUGUACUUUUCGCAACGAGCAGCGAGACUGAUGGAACUUAUACUCUUGAUAUCUUUAUGGAUGCCGUAAAAGCUGCCAUGGAGAGCAGAAACAACAACAACAACAAUAAUAAUGGCUUCAUCAACCAGUCAUUCGUUGGCUCACUGAAUGCCUCGACCAUAUCUAUACCUGGGGCGUACAAAACGAAAGAUCUCACAAAUGGCAGCAAGCCAGAUCCAGUUGCGCCAGCGGCAGGAGCAGGAGCAGGAGCAGGAGCAGGAGCUGCAGACAACCAGCCCGAGGCGGAAGCGGGUGCGGGCCAGCAGGGGAAACAGCGCGCCAGCUGGAACAAUGAUAUUGAGUUCCUCAUGUCCUGCAUAGCCCUGAGCGUGGGUCUGGGCAACGUAUGGCGAUUCCCUUUCACUGCCCUGGAGAACGGCGGUGGCGCCUUUGUCAUUCCAUAUCUGAUUGUGCUCAUAUUGGUGGGCAAGCCGGUUUACUAUAUGGAGAUGCUGCUGGGACAGUUCUCCAGUCGCGGCAGCGUUAAAGUGUACGACUUUUCACCAAUUAUGAGAGGCAUAGGCUACGGACAAGUGCUGGCCACGGGAAUUGUGACCACCUACUAUGCCACACUAAUGGCUCUCACGCUGCGCUACUUUGUGGACUCGUUUUACCCCACGCUGCCGUGGAGCUAUUGCCGGCCAGAAUGGGGUGCGAAUUGUCUGGACUCGGGCCCGCAGGAAGCGAGCCUCACCCACGCGGCUCAGGACACUGUUCGGACCACCUCGGCGGAGUUUUAUUUUACGAAUAUCAUUCUGCGCGAAAAAGCGAGCAUCGAUGACGGCAUUGGCUAUCCCAGCUGGAGCCUGGCUUUGGCUCUGGCCAUUGCCUGGGUGAUUAUAGCCGGCAUCAUGUUCAAGGGUGUAAAGAGCUCCGGCAAGGCCUCCUAUUUCCUCGCACUCUUCCCCUACGUGGUGAUGCUCAUAUUGCUGGUGCGCGCCCUCACCCUGCCAGGCGCCUUCGACGGAGUGCUCUACUUCCUGCGGCCGCAGUGGCACAAGCUCCUCGAGGCGCAGGUGUGGUACGCAGCCGUCACGCAGGUCUUCUUCUCUCUGGCCAUUUGCUUUGGCAACAUUAUUAUGUAUUCCUCGUACAAUCGCUUCGGCCAAAACAUUUACAGGGACGCAAACAUUGUCACCACCUUGGACACCUUCACGUCGCUGCUGUCGGGUGUCAUUAUCUUUGGGAUCCUUGGCAACCUGGCCUACGAGAACAACACGACAGACAUUGCGAGCGUGGUGAAUGGGGGGCCGGGGCUGGCCUUCAUCUCGUACCCCGAUGCGAUAGCCAAGUUCAAGGUGCUGCCCCAGCUCUUCUCGGUGCUGUUCUUCCUCAUGCUCUUUGUGCUCGGCAUCGGCAGCAAUGUGGGGAUGGCCUCCUGUCUCACGACGGUGAUCAAGGAUCAGUUUGGCCACAUCAAGAACUGGAUGAUUGUGGUGGCCAUUGCCGUUAUUGGCUAUCUGCUGGGUCUGCUCUACAUCACACCCGGCGGACAGUUCGUCCUCAACCUGUUGGACUUCUAUGGUGCCACGUUCGUGGCUCUGGUGCUGGCCAUCUUCGAGCUGGUCGCCAUCGGCUGGAUCUACGGAGUGAAGCGGCUCUGCCGCGAUGUGCAGUUCAUGCUGGGCAUCAAGACCUCCUUGUACUACCGCCUUUGCUGGGGAGUCAUCACGCCGCUCUUAAUGUUUACCAUUCUCAUCUACACGCUGGUUCAAUACGAGCCCCUAAAGUACAAGGAUUACACCUAUCAAUCCGGUGUUUACGUCUUUGGCUGGUGCCUGAGCGCCUUCGGCGUGGGCCAAGUGCUGUUUUGGGCCAUACCCGCUGUUCGGCGGCAGCCGUCUAAUCUCAGCCUCUGGGCCCGCAUCCGCAAAGCCUUUGAGCCACUGCCCAACUGGGGACCCGCCGACCCGGGCACCCUCAAGCGGUAUCAGCUGUACGUGCAGGAGGGCCAGGCCAGCUCCAUGUUCCAGCGCAGCAGUAUCUGGCACAAAAUCUAUGACAAUAUCUUCGGUUAGCUUUGAAUUAGCAAUAAAACUAUAUACCAUUUAAUGCCGCCUGCCGCCUGCCGCCUGCCGCCUGCCGCCGACUCUGUCGCUUUACGAGGCUAUGAUGUGUGCGUAUAUGUGUGCUUGGGGCAGGAGUAGAGCUGCAGCUACAACGCAACCCUUUUAUAAUAAAAAUCAGUCCCAGUCCCAGCUUAA